AUGGAGGAUCCACCACCUUCAAGUUUUGACGAUAUAAAUCCUGAAAACCAGAGAUUUAGUGGCGAGUUUUCCUUUAAAGAUCCAAAAAAAACUUUCAAUGAAGAAGAAGUUAAAAGUAUUGUAAAAGAGAUAGUGGAAGCUACAAUAUUACAAGAUUCCGCAUAUCUUCAUAGUAGAAUAUCCAAUUGGAAUUCUAUUAUUGUGGAAAAUACAGUAAAAAGGUUAGCAGCCUUGAAUAAAUCAAUCAAGUAUAUUGUGACAUGUACUAUUUUUGAAAAGAAUGGUGCAGGUAUACAUGCUACUACCACUUGCCAUUGGGAUAGUAAACAUGAUGCACCACAUACAGACAUGAUACAAAUAGUAUGUAUGUUAUUGUCAAUGUUUGGGGAUUGA
Cetraspora pellucida is the source of this 393-nucleotide messenger RNA. The record is from the annotation of a GenBank genome assembly. Lineage: Eukaryota; Fungi; Glomeromycota; Glomeromycetes; Diversisporales; Gigasporaceae.